Molecule: messenger RNA, 5109 nt
Organism: Toxorhynchites rutilus septentrionalis
Lineage: Eukaryota; Metazoa; Arthropoda; Insecta; Diptera; Culicidae
Gene: Hip1
Product: huntingtin-interacting protein 1
Exons: 13
Coding region: 689-4336 (1215 amino acids)
Biological process (GO): endocytosis; clathrin coat assembly; actin filament organization
Cellular component (GO): clathrin-coated vesicle; actin cortical patch
Molecular function (GO): clathrin light chain binding; phosphatidylinositol-3,5-bisphosphate binding; phosphatidylinositol-3,4-bisphosphate binding
Source: RefSeq, a predicted model, not a curated record
AGAAGAGCGAGAAUCAUCUCUAGACGGGAAAGCUGGAAAAGUGUUGUGAGUUCGUAGUUGUAUGGGUUUUUGCGUGAACGUCUGUGGCAAAUAUCGUCGCACAGAUAUAUACGGUUUCUAUCGCCAAAUUGAUAGUUUUAUGGGCGGAUCACAGCUGUUUUUGGAGGUCUCAAAGUGCAGUGUGACCAUCAUUUGUUGCAUGAAGCAGUGGUGUGUGGUUCGAUAUUAUUUUUUCAUUCGCCAAAUCGUGGAAAGCAGGUGUUAGCACCUCGCCCAAUCAACUUGUUUGCUAGCGUUCGGUUUUCUUUCUUCUCAUCUCACCCCUAUCAGAAUUUCAUUGGAACCAACGGCCGGACCGAGUAACGAGGUAUCAGUAACAAGAGAUGUGCUCUAGUUAAACGUAGAAACGAAAGUGAAUUGUAUCACCCUAUUACGUCUUCAAUGUUUUAUUAAUAUUUUAUCUUGAUGAAAGUGAACGGGAGUUGUGAUUGUGCAAUCUCGAAAAAGAACAACGAACUGCUUGGUGAUCGCAACGAAGUAUUACACCCCCGAUCGUAACAGAUUGGUUGAAGUUCUGCAUAUCAAUUAGUUUUUCUGUCGAGGUGUAAUUUUUAUACGGGCGAGCGAAGCCUUGAUUAUUUUGUACAUAGUUGAUUGAAGCACACGCGAUCACCGAGACUCACACAAGAUGUCGCUGACCGACAAAGAAUAUUACAAUCUGACCAUGAGUAUAUCGAAGGCCCUCAACAACGUGGAGAUGCCAAUCAAGGUGAAACACGUCCGAGCGUCCAUCAUCGGGACGUUUCACAGCCGAGGGGGUCACGCCUUUUGGGCCAUCGCGAUACGGCAACCGAUUCAGGAGAAUCGAAUCGUGGCGUGGAAGUUCUGCCAUCUGCUUCACAAGAUUCUCCGCGAGGGUCAUCCCAACUGCUGCCAGCACUCGAUGCGGCACCGAGGGAUGCUCAUGGAGGCCGGCAAGCUGUGGGGUCAUCUGAACGAUGGUUACGGAAUUUGCAUCAAGCACUACAUGAAGCUGCUGGUAACGAAGCUGGAGUUUCACGAUCGGAACCCCAGGAUACCGGGUAGUUUGGCCUUGAAGCCCGGAGAGUUGGAGAAGAUCGGAGAGGGGGACAUUAAUUUUUACUUUCAAUUGGCGGUGGAAAUAUUUGACUACCUUGAUGAUAUCGUUGCCCUGCAAGCUACAGUUUUCAACUCCAUCACAACAUUCUGUGUCAGCUCGAUGACCUCGGCCGGCCAAUGCCGCCUCGCCCCUCUGAUCCCGUGCAUCCAGGAUUCGAACCCACUGUACGAUUUCGUUGUGCGAAUUAUGUUCAAACUGCACGCUAAUCUUCCCUCCGAUCUCCUCACCGGGCAUCGGGAGCGCUUCCGCGCACUGUUCCCCCAGCUGAAAUCCUUCUACAGUCAUUCCCGCAAUCUGCAGUACUUUGUCAAUCUGAUCACCGUGCCUAAGCUGCCGGACGCUCCGCCAAACUUCGAACAGCAGAGCGAUCUCGGCAACUACCAGACCCCCGUCGUGGUGAUGCCCGACUCCGAACCCAUGGACAACGAAACGGAAUCGAUCAUGUCGGAGAGCUUGAUCGACACCACGGAGGUGGCUCCUCCACCCAUUCCCGAGCUGCCCCAGAACCACAGCCAGAAUCACGUCCAGCAGUCGGCUCCUAGCGCGCAGAUGCUGGAGCUGGAACGCCUCCUGAAGGACCGCGAUGAACUAAUACGACAUCUUCAGAUGGAGAUCCAGCGGCUUACCAAUUACGUUAAAUCGCUAACGAUCGAACAGCGCGACGUGCAGCACCGGCUGGAGGAUCAGAUUGCUCAGCUGAAUUCGCAACUGGCCAACACUCAGGGUGAGCUGUCCAAUUUGCGAAUUCAGAAGGAGGAACUGGAGCUGCGAGCACAAACCGCGCCCACACUGGAACAAAAAGCCCAAGCGGAGGAAGAACGAGCCAAGGCGAGCGAAGAGAAGUUUCAGAAGCUGAAGGCGAUGUACACUCAAAUACGGGAUGAACAUGUGAAAUUGCUGAGACAGAUGAAAUUGUACGAGCAUAAGAUGCACUGCUAUAAACAGCACGGUGAAGUCAGCAGGCAGUUGGCGUCCUCCACCAAGGCCGCUUCGGACGCCUCGAAGGCUAAAGAGGAAAUCCGAAUUCAACUGGAGGAAAUUCAGCAAAAACAAUCCAUCGCCGAGGAACAACUGCAGCAAAGUUCGUCGGUUGCCAGGCGCGAACAGGAGGUCGUCGUUGAAGAACUGAAGGAGAUUAGAGAGCGAUACGGAACCCUCCAGAGCAAGUACGAAGAGAUGGAAGCGAACCGCCGGGCAGAAAUCGCCGAGCUUAAGAUCAGCCUGGAACGGGUCGAAGGUGAGCUGGAAACGUUCCGCAGCGAAAAGGACGCUCUGCAAACCGAGAAAGGUACCCUGGAGAACAGCAUCGGCGAGGUUCAGCACGAACGGGAGCAGCUUUCCCGGAAGUAUGAGGAUGUGCUGUCCAAGCUAGAAUCGUUGCAAAUCGCAGGCGAAGAACACUCGAAGGAGGAAGCCGUGCUGCAGCAAAAUGUUAGCGAGAAGAGCUUGCGGGUGAAAGAACUUACGGAUACGCUGAACCAACUGCAACUGGACUACGAAACGCUUCAACGUCAACACGCGGAACUGGAAAUAGCCAAAGCCACCCAGGAGGAGCGGUUUAAACGUAUUCACGAGGAUAAUCUUCUCCAGCUAGACUCACUAAAGGUUGAAUUGACGGAAACGGUCGCCACCCUGGAUGCGGAAAAGAUUGCUCUACAGGCCGAGAAAGAUAACACCAUGCAGCAACUGAUGUUUCUUCAGACGGAAUCCAACAAGGUAACACAGGAUUACGCCUCGCUGGAGAAGGAUUUGAAGAAUGUCAUCGAGCAGAAGGACCAUGAGCUGGAAGAAUUAAGGAAAGCCCACGAAGGGCUGGAGGAAAAAUAUCGGUCUCUUGAUGCAAAUAUGGACCGAAUGCUGACCGAGAAGGUUGCAAUCGAAUCUGACCUGCAAGAUCUACUCCACCAACAGGAGGAAAUGGACCAGAGGUAUCAAGAGGCACUAGCCACGGUAAGGCAUCUGGAGAGCAGCCUAGUGGAUGCAAAGAUAACCGGUGAAACGGCCCUUCGAACGUUGCUUGAAGCGUGCAUAAAAUCUUCCGAGAAGUUGACGCUGAGGGCGAUCAGUGAGAACGAGAUGCCUGGCGCAGGUGGUACUCCGACUUAUUUCCUGAUGAUAGCCGAAGAACUGCAGGACGUGCUGUCCAAGCUGACGAUCGUACACGAGAGCUAUCGCAAGGAUAACUCGACGAAUGUGGAAUCGCUGGCGCGGAAGGUUAUCAUCGGAGCCCAUCUGCUGGCGUCAGCUCACGUCCAAGGGAUGUCCAUCUGUAACCGAUCGGCGAAUAUUGAGUGUGGCGAGCAUAUAGCGCAAGAGAUCAGGGAGCUGAACAGUUCCAUCACUAGUUUGUUCCAAUCGCUCCAUAAAACCAGCGAAUCGGAUGCUGUCGGUGCGAAAAUUGCAGACCUAAAGCUGAAGUUACAGAAAGUGACGGAAAUGAUUGGCGAUCUGAGCAAACAGACCGACGGUACCGAAAACUUGGGAGACCUGGUGGAGAACGAGCUCAGCAGCAUGGACAAAGCGAUCGAGGAGGCUGCCACCCAGAUUGAGGAAAUGCUAUCAAAAUCCAGAGCCGUCGAUUCGGGCAUCAAACUGGAGGUGAACGAGAAAAUCCUCGAUGCCUGCACCAACCUGAUGCAUGCGAUUCGAAUUCUGGUGCAGAAAUCGCGCCUACUCCAGUCUGAGAUUGUGGCACUCGGCAAAGGCUCCGCAUCAGCGAAGGAAUUCUACAAACGCAACCAUCAGUGGACGGAGGGGCUGAUUUCUGCCGCCAAAAGUGUAGCACAGGGUGCGAACUUCCUAGUAACGGCAGCCAACAAAACCGUUUCCGGUGGUGCUCGCCACCAGCUGGAUUUGGUAGUAGCCGCCCAGGAGAUUGCGGCUUGUACGGCCCAACUUGUAGUAGCUAGUCGGGUAAAAGCACCCAGAGGGAGUCAAAAUUUGGCUGCCCUUGGAACCGCAUCGAAAAACGUUACUCAAGCCACCGGUAUAGUGGUGGCAACGGCCAAAGAUUGUAGCCAACGGUUGGAGGAUUCCCAGGAUCUGGAUCUUGGAUCGUUAACUGUCCACCAGGCUAAAACCAAGGAGAUGGAAAUCCAGGUGAAGGUGCUGGAGCUGGAGCAGGCCCUACAAACCGAACGAAUGCGGCUAGCAACCUUCCGCAAGAAAAACUAUCAAUCACCAGUGGAAGAGUAAAGUACACGCGUAGAUGAAUACAAUCAAUCAAUCACUCUCUUACAUCCAUAGACAAUGACGGAUUAUAUUAUUGUUCGUGAGACAAUAUAUCAAAUACGUAACGAGCAUCAUCCACACUUAAGGCUGAUUUAGACGAUGCCAGUCAGCGCUCUAGUUGAGGUAUCCAGUGAACAGAGAACAGACACUCUGUCCAAGUUACUUGUACCAGUAUCGAACAAGUAAUUGGCCUCUAACUUGAACAGAGUGUCUGUUCUCUAUUCACUGGAUACUUCAACUAGAGCGCUGACUGGCAUCGUCUAAAUCAGCCUUUAGUAUAGAUUGUCUAGCUAUAACGACUUGAAAUGUACCUCGGCCAGAAAUAGAAUGAAUGUGUCCUUUUCUAGCGAUUCGAAGCUUUUGGUGUUUUACAAACGGUUUUGUUUGUAGGUAACAAAAAAAAACUCUUGCUAGUCGAAGUCGAUCGUUAUUCUGUUAUAGGUUUUCCAAUAUUGUCCGUAAAAUACGAAGUAACGAGUAAGUUUAUUUUAUAGAAGAUAAUAUUUAUGAAAGAAUUUAUCUCUCGGCGAAAAUUUGGGAACAAAACUACAAAAUUACAAGUCUACAAAUUGUACCAAAUGGAUUAAAAGAAUUCCAUUGAUUAUUUUUAAAGCGAUUUAUUUAUGUAUUUUGUAUCCCAGCAGUUGUUAAUACAUUUUUAUAAUAAAUUGUAUUAUUUAACACCUCUUCAGAGAAAUAAAAAAGCCACCAAGAAUAUAGUAUUCAAGGUUUUUAAA